AACACUCAUUUUUUUUAAUCAAAGUCCAUUUUGGUUUGGUUACCAUUUUAUUGUUCUAUUGAAUUGCAUAACAAUUUUAUCAUCAUUUCUCUUGUUUGACAGACUAAUUUUGAAGGUACCAGUGAGUUUACAACAACCAAAAAAAAAAUGUUAGUGGAGGAAUCAAUAUACAAUAAUUGAAUAAAAAAUGUACUUAAUUAGGUAAAAUAUUAGAUUCUUUUAACUAAAAAAAAUACGGUACUAGAAUCUCAACUUUUUUCCCCCUAUAAUAUAUGGAAAAAUAUUGAAAGAACAGCUGGCAAUGUACUAUACUACAGCCGGCAAUUUUUAAUUUGACAGCAAUAGAUGACGUGGAUUCCCUAAAACCCCAAUCAAUCAUUGAGCUUUCUCUUUUUGGCUCAAACCCUACCUCCUGCCUAGGGCGGACCUAGAGAUUGUCGAGGGUUCAUUCAAAAAAAAAUUAUGCUAUAUAUUUAAAAUAUUUUAAAAAGUUUUUAUGUUUAUAGAUUAGUUUUCGACUUCCUAAACGUAAGAUUAAAAAUUGGUUGAAAGGCUCAGCACUUACAUCAGGGUUUAAGUACAAAUUUUUUAAGAUAUUUAUUUAUUUUUUCGAAAUGAAAAUUCUGGCCCCGCCUUUGAACUCCCGCCUUGUCACUACUUCUAUAUAUGCUUCAAAAUCUCUCUCAAAAGCCUCAAAAACAAACUUUUUUUGUGUGGAGCACACAAAUUAAAUAAAACUAUCAUUUUUGUCUCUAUCUAUCUCGUUUGAUAUCAAUCUAUGUAUUAAAUUCAUUGAUAAACUCUGUUUUUCUUGUUUCUAUUGAGAUUUGAGAUAGAGGAAGUGUUGAAAUUUUCGUAAUUUUUUUCUUUAUGGAUACGUAUAUUGUUCAUGAGGUAAAAAGCGAGUGGGAGAAGGAUUCGUUAUAAGUUGAGUAAACAUCAAAUCUGAUAAGAAGAAGAAAAAGCAAUAAUUAUAAUUUUUGCGAACUUCGCUGCAUAAAUUUACAUCUUCAUUUCCGUAUUUGCUUGAUUGACGAAUAACGAUGUCGAUAAUCAGUGAAACAGUUAUGAUGAAAGCGGCAGAAGCACAAACAGUUAAAGCAAAACUUACAGCGCCGAUGGAGGUUGAUUUCGCCAAAUGCGAGUGCUGCGGAUUGACGGAGGAAUGUACUCUGUCGUAUAUAGAAACAAUCCGGCAGCGGUACCAAGGGAAUUGGAUUUGUGGAUUGUGUGCGGAGGCUAUCAAGGACGAGGUGAUUCGAUGUGAGAGGUUGAUUACUGCGGAAGAGGCAUUGAAUCGUCAUCUCAAUUUCUGUAAGAACUUCAGUUCGUCUCGUCCGCCAUUGAAUCCGACUGUUCAUUUAAUCGAUGCGAUGAGGCAGAUUUUGAGGCGGAGUUUUGAAUCUCCGAAAUUGAUUCGGUCGAUGUCUAGUAGUCCGGUGGAGAGUAGCGGAGAGAUGAAGCACACGGUGAUUGUUCGAUCGGAAAGUUGUAUUCCUGCAAUUUCUCUAGUGGAUUCGAGUUCGUUUCAUGCUAUGGGAUUCGAUGGAAGUUGUGAAUGAAACAGAACAGAGCAAAUUGGGAGUUUUUGUUUUAUGGAAUGGAAUAGUACUUGCUCUAAAAGGAUUUAAACUGUUGGUCAUGCUUUUUCAAUGGUUAUAUUUACUACUUUUUCCAACAGGUUUUUGCAGUUUUGAUUAGUUUUCCUUAUGUAUCAUGUAAAUAUUUAUUUAUGCGAAACCAUCUUUUAGCUAAGCUAUAAUCUUGAAAUUUGGGUGGUUCUAAUGUAUAAACGAGUUGUGCCGAUGCAACAAUGAAGAGGCGUGACUCGUGAGAGAUCGACAUGACAAAACGUUCUUGAUAAGACCUUGAUAGAAAGGUUUGAAGGUCGAGGAUUAUGAUAAAUUGUUAAGCAGGUAGGCCCAUGUUGUAACACCUUUUUGUAGGAGAGACGGAGCUUGUCCUCUCUUCUUCUUUUCUCUUUAUUAAUGUUUAGUACUUGCAUAGUAUCUUGUAGUUCGUGUUCUAUUGUUAGCUAUUGCUUUGGGUUAAGAUUUACAUAUAGUUUGUUCUCUCCUAACACGAGAUAUAUUGUUGUAAAAAUCUUGGUUCUAUUA
Messenger RNA from Solanum lycopersicum (tomato), 2117 nucleotides. RefSeq lists its product as uncharacterized. NCBI's taxonomy places the organism in Eukaryota, Viridiplantae, Streptophyta, Magnoliopsida, Solanales, Solanaceae. The record is from RefSeq and is a predicted model, not a curated record.